Molecule: messenger RNA, 606 nt
Organism: Bipolaris oryzae ATCC 44560
Lineage: Eukaryota; Fungi; Ascomycota; Dothideomycetes; Pleosporales; Pleosporaceae
Exons: 4
Coding region: 1-606 (201 amino acids)
Source: RefSeq, a predicted model, not a curated record
AUGGCGGUGCAGAUUGGGCGACGGCCCGAUGUGUGGCCCCAUGUUGUAGCGCGGACCGUUCCCGUCAGAGUGGAAGGCUUGUCGAUGCUUGUGUCCAACUCUGAGCGCUAUCUGGUCAACAAGAUAGGAGCCACAUAUGCUGCUCUCAAGUUCGCCUCUUCGACAACACAUGAUUCACCGAUCUACUUCUGGGCAAUCAAUACAGCCUAUGUUGCUGCCUACCUUUUGCACCAAUUGCGUGUAUGCCUCAAGGGCAGGAAGAGGCAACGCGACGUCAUACAACAACGGGUAGGGCUGAUGUACCCCACAGUUGCGUCUCUUGUUAUCUUUGAGCUCCAGUUCCGCAGUACGUACAUAUGCAUCUACAGACGUGUCCUUGCUGACAUCCUCGACAGCGAAGCAACCACCAGUAUCAAUGACCACAUUGGGACACCGCCUCCCUUAUUCCCGCUGACAGCAGGGCAAAUGGCAUUUUUAGAGCCUCAAGCUCCCCUGUUCCCCAGUCCCGUCAGCAAAGCGAAAAAAAGGUACCUGUUUGUCAGCUCUAAAUACAGCACCUCCCCCGCGGAAUUACCCCGCAAACCACUAAUCGCACGGAAAAGAUAG